GACGCGUUGUUUGCAAUGCCUCGGGAGGAUAACGCCUCGUUGGUGCUUUUACAGGGGACGCCACAGAAGGAUGUGGUAAUAAAGCCGGAUGCUCCAAGCACGUUGCUUUCAGAGAAACAUGCGGACUACAUCGCUUCGUACGGAACAAAGAAAGACGAUUACGAGUACUGUAUGUCUGAGUAUUUGAGGAUGAGCGGUGUUUAUUGGGGGCUGACAGCAAUGGAUCUCAUGGGACAGCUGCACCGAAUGAACAAAGAAGAAAUUCUGGCAUUCAUCAAAUCGUGUCAGCAUGAAUGUGGUGGAAUAAGUGCCAGCAUAGGUCACGAUCCCCAUCUUCUGUAUACCCUGAGUGCUGUCCAGAUUCUGAUCUUAUAUGAAAGUCUCCAUGUUGUCGAUGUAAAUAAAAUUGUGGAGUAUAUACAGAGCUUGCAGAAGGAAGAUGGAUCAUUUGCUGGAGACAAAUGGGGAGAAAUAGAUACAAGGUUCUCCUUUUGUGCUGCAGCAACUCUCGCGCUUCUAGGAAAACUGGAUGCUAUUGACGUGGAGAAAGCAGUAGAAUUUGUUUUGUCCUGUAUGAACUUUGAUGGAGGAUUUGGCUGCAGGCCAGGUUCUGAGUCACAUGCAGGACAGAUCUAUUGUUGCACAGGAUUUCUGGCUAUUACAGACCAGUUGCACCAAAUAAAUGUUGACUUGCUGGGUUGGUGGCUUUGUGAACGUCAGCUACCUUCUGGAGGUCUCAACGGGCGUCCGGAGAAGUUACCUGAUGUAUGUUAUUCAUGGUGGGUUCUAGCAUCUCUGAAGAUGAUUGGUAGGUUGCACUGGAUUGACAGAGAGAAACUGCGCUGCUUUAUUUUGGCUUGCCAGGACGAGGAGACUGGAGGAUUUGCUGACAGACCAGGAGAUAUGGUGGAUCCAUUUCACACUUUGUUUGGAAUUGCUGGACUAUCCUUACUUGGGGAAGAACAAAUUAAGGCUGUCAAUCCUGUCUUCUGUAUGCCAGAAGAUGUCCUUCGAAGAAUAAAUGUACAGCCUGAGCUUGUGAGCUAAAUCUCAUGGAGACAGCAAAUUGAUACACCCUCUUGGUUUGGUUUUACUGAUUGGAAGUCAUCUUUGAAGCUUAGAAUAUUCUUAAUAUUCUUCUUUGAGAUGUGUUUACAUUACACAGUACCUUUACUGUGGGCUUUGUCACUUUGUGAACUGUAUUGUAACAGGCUUGUUGUAGUAUUCUGAGUGUAAUAUGUUCGUUGGUUGUACAUAAGAGAUGUAGAAACAUUUCAAUCUGUAUCUAAAUAUAUAGGCUUUUUUUUUAAUAACCAAGUUGAAGCAGUAGUGUGACUAGCUUAAUUUUUUCUAUUCCUGCAAUGUCAACCAUGAUAGCAUCUGUCUUCAUGCAAGCAUGUUUUGAUAGUGUAUCACACAGCACUUUAGAAGAUUACAGGAAGAAGAACCACCCAGCUGAAGCCAUGCACUUAAUGCCAAACAUUUGUCUGUGUAAUUCUUAAUGUUCAUGCUUGGCCUCACUUCUAUAUACCAGAUGCAAGCUAUUUCUUUUGAUACUAAUUAUUACCAGUGAAAGCGACAAAAAAUGAUUCUAUUAAAUACAGGAAUGUACUCCUAUUUCUGCAGAAGUUCCUUUUGACAAAAUUCUCCUGAUAGUUGAAAUGGAGCAUACCUUGAGUGUAUGUACAUUAGAAAUUGCUAUGUUAAUCAUUAUAGAGAAAUUCUUCAUAGGAAAGUGACUUGCAGCUGAAUAUAGUGCUGACCGUAAAUUUGUUGCUGGACUGAAAUUCUGGUUUUGCAGCUUUUAAGACAAAAAUUGCCAGCACUUCAUUAUGGUGUAAUUGAGAAUUAAAUUAGCCAUGGAAAAUAGUCAUCUGAAAGAUGAAAUCCUUUUGUCUUUGUAGAAGCCCUAAAAUUGCGUGUUAUUUUACAUCGUCCUGCACUGUCUGAAACUGAAUUUCAUUUCACAGUAAAAUGAGGUUGUGAGGGGGAAGAAGUUGUCUUUGAUAAUCUCUGUAUGUAUGAUUAAAGGAGGUAUAAAACUAUUUCAACAUUUUUGAUCACCAGCUGCUUAGUUAUAUACAACCCAUUCAUCUUAGUAGAGAAUAAGGCAAUAACUUCUUUGGAAAUUCAGAGACUAUUUGAAUGCUCUAAUAUUAUGGUUUUUUUUUUUUUAAACCUUUAUUUCACCGGAAGCUUUUAGACAAUU
Messenger RNA from Meleagris gallopavo (turkey), 2209 nucleotides. The record is from RefSeq and is a predicted model, not a curated record. Lineage: Eukaryota; Metazoa; Chordata; Aves; Galliformes; Phasianidae.